Molecule: messenger RNA, 3164 nt
Organism: Stylophora pistillata
Lineage: Eukaryota; Metazoa; Cnidaria; Anthozoa; Scleractinia; Pocilloporidae
Product: slowpoke-binding protein
Molecular function (GO): actin binding
Source: RefSeq, a predicted model, not a curated record
AAGUGUCUUGAAGCGUGAACAUCUGAAGAAAUCCUUGUCUCGAUCGUGUAAGGAUUGCUAAAGACAAAAUGGCCAGAGUCGUGUACUUAUAGGAGACUCACUGAGCAAGUCUGUUAACUGGCUACACCAUGGGAUCGUUUGUUGAUUACAUGGGAGAUCAUGUUUGGCUUCCAGUCCUGAUUGCUAUUGGCAUUGCAUUCUUGUUAAUCAUCAUAGUCUGGAUAAUCUGUAAACGCUGGAAAUGGAAUCGUUAUGUGAGUCGGAUUGGCAUUGAAGAGGAAAGAUCAUUAAUUGAGAAAUGGGACGAAGAGAAAAGACUUCAGAAAAGUGUAGAAAGAGAUGCAGUGUUGCUGAAUUGCUACUACUAUUUAAAGGAUUCCAAAAAGUAUAGUUUUAUUGACCAUUUACCAGAUAUGGGUAGCAGAGUAAAUAAACAAUGGUUCCUUGUAAAAGAUAGUAAACAAGACAUCAAUGCUGUGUUGACGAUGACACCCUGGAGCUCACAAUCUGUGAUUCCCUUUACCAAAGCCACAAAGAAAACUUUGAAAGAACUUUUCUCACUGUUGCAGUAUCCCUACCUUUUUCCAUUGAUGAGCAUUGACUUUGUAUUUAGUCACAACCUUGUGAUGUUCAUCCAUCCAUACCGAUCUGCUGGAUCAUUAAAAGAUCUCAUAUAUGGGUCUCGUCCACAGUCAUCUUGGGAUGAAAAGUACCAAGUGAAGGGAAAAGCUCUUUCCCUUACGCAAAUUCGUAAUUUUGGGCGACAAGUCUUAGAGGCGCUGGUUUAUCUGAGAGACAAGGGCCUCCCAAGAUGUGGUCAUGUUCACUCUGGAAAUAUCUUUGUAAUCAAUGGAACGGCUAAGCUUUCUGGCUUUGAAAAUUCUUUGUUUGGCUGGAAGUCAAGGCUUUAUCCUACCAUUAAAAAGCUUUUAAAAGACAAAGACGAUGAUAUUGAAGUUAUUCAGUUUGGACACCUGCUGUAUGAAAUGCUGGCGGGGUGGGAGUUGACCACAGCAGAACCAAGGAGAGAACAGCUGAUAAACUUUAGAAAUACCCCAGUUGUGGAGGUUAUAAAUUUUAUAUUCUUUAAUGAAAGUGAAAUGUAUCCAACCUUGGAUGAGCUUGUAGCUCAUUCACUCUUCAAGGGAGGUGAUAUCAGUGGACUUAAAAAGUUUAACCCCGGUCCAGUCCGUUUUAGUUCAAAUGUGAAACAACUCCUUAAAAUAUACAGCAAUGACGACGAGGAAAGACCAAGGAAACGAAAAAUGUCUUCGAGAAAAUCAAAACUAGAUGACGGCAAAGCAGUUAAGAAAGAGAAAAGCUCUUCCAAAUCAAAAGCUAAACGUGCGUCUGUUGACGAAAAAAGUGUUCCGCCCGUUCAGUUCAUGGCGACCUAUCCGCCGAAACCACCUCCGCCUCCCAUCCCUAGAGAAGUACCACCCCCUCCUCAGUUAAAACGUCCACCAGUGUCUGUAGAAAAAGUUGCGCCACGACCUCCAAGCAGCUCUGGCCGAGGAGCACUCUUGAGUCAAAUUCAAAGAGGUUCAAGGCUAAAAGCAACCAAAACGAACGACAGAAGCGCCCCGCGAGUGUGAACAGCAGCUGCUGAUUUUAGUCGAUUAUUGAAUGAUGCAGGACAUUAGUUAAUCCUGUGUGUGACAUUGAUGCCACCGCUUUGCAGAGGACGUAAAAAUAAGUGCAAGGUCUGUUUGUGCAGGAGAUGAAAGUGAGAGACAAGUUUUCUGAAAUAAGCUCAAUUUGUUGAUGUACUUUUGACGUGUCGAAGUUCAAACUGGCAAUCGUAGCUAAAAUGAAACUUUUCCGUUUUGAAUUUGUGAUUUUUUUCAAAAGAUGCUCUGAAUAGAGCUAUUUUAAAUGCCAUCAUCAUCAUCGCCAUUUUAUCUUUUUUUUUUUUUAAAUAUUAGUUUAGUCAUCCGUUCUGAAUUUCUAAAGAUUAUGGAGAAAUCUCAAGUUCCGGCUCGGACAGCUGAUCUCAAAAAUGGCAGCAGUGAGAACUCAUUAUUACUCAUUAGUAAUGGAAAUUACAAAAAAAAUUAUUUCAAUUGCCAAGCAAAUCAAAAUUAAUAUAUGAUUUCAAAUUACAAAAUUUUUAUUUUACGGUCACGUAAAGAGACCAAUGAAAAUAGAGAAUGUGCGUUGGGUAAAUUUGUUUGUUUCAAAAGCCAUGUGGGAUCGUAUUUCAGGUGGCAUGUAGCAGAUUGCUCGUCCAAACACAGGUUUCCUUCCGGUGAGAGGAGAAAAAUGUCCAUAGUACGUGUAUCGUUUUUAAUGCGUCCCAAUAUUGCGAUCAUUACGUCAGGCUCUGUGCAGUUGCUACAGUGUCAGCGAUCCUACAAGUUUUUAAACCGGUAAAAGACUCAACAAAGCCAGAGUUUGUUCACUUGUUCCAUUUUAUGAUUGUGUGCUGAAGUGCUUUUUCUCCUUCAGCGCCUGAAAGGUCUGUCUCUUCAGAAAAUGAAAUCUCCAAGUAGAGUUAGAUCUUUUUUAGCACGUCACGCAAGGAGUGUCCGCGUGACAAGGCUCAACAACAGCUACAUGAAGACUAGCCGGAUAGUGUUUACUCACUAAAUUUACUUCUUUUGUAUUCUAUUGCAAUCAAUCCUUGUUUUUAACUUUGCGAGGAAACUUAGGCAAUAACAAUGAAAUAAGUUCUUUUUUAGAUAGAGAAAGAGAGUAGAUUGUCAGUGUUUUUGUUAGUUAAUGUGAUGUUAUAGAAGAUAUUUAUUUGCUCAGUUUGAAAGCUUCUAAUCGCUUUUUAAUUGACUAAAGGCUAAAGAUAAAUUAUAAGUACUUUAUGCAAUAUAUCGUCAUUAAUACAUGACGUAAUCAUUUACAAGGAAAAGGGCAUUCAAUGCAUUGCUACUGCUCGCAUUGUUUUUCAAGUCAUUCGCUCUCCUUGUAAAGAAGGAUCUUUUGCACUUAUUUUUUGUAAUUAUUUUUCGAAAGGAAAAAUGAAAGAAAUUUUGGAUUUUUAAACAUAUAGUGUUCAUUUAUUUUUAUAAGCUUUCUUCAAAACAUCAGUUUUCACAAUUUCUUCGAUAUGCAACAGGAUGACUUUGAAGCAGAAAUAAAACUCAUCAUUGAAUGUCUUCUGUACUGUAAUAAAAUUGCAAAAAAAUUAAUAAAUGAAAUGUUUGUCUGUU